ACAGGACGCGGGGAAACAUCAAAGCGCGAUUGGCCAGGGGGCGUGCCUUGUAGAGCGCGAGACGAGUUCGCGUGCAGAUUUGGCGCCAGUUUUUUUUCUUGCUUUGGUGCUUCCUGGACCGUGAGUGGUACCCUCAACUUGCAGUGCCGCUAUACUGACCAGCCAUGCCUGUGGAGCAGCCGCCGUCCUCCGGCCCGGUGUCAGAAGCAGAGAUGGGUACUGAAAUGAUAACUCCAGCUAUGAUAAAAGAGGAAGAGAAACUUGAGAAAGCUGCUGAGGCAGAGGAACGGAAGAUGAUGGAAAAGGCUCGGAUGUCAUGGGAAAGAGAUUCCAAUGAAAUGCGGUUUAAAAGACUUCAGCACUUACUUGAGAAAAGCAAUAUUUAUUCCAAGUUCCUCUUAACUAAAAUGGAACAGCAACGACUUGAGGAAAUUAAAAGGAAAGAGAAACUUGAAAAGAAGAAUCAGAAAUUGGAUGAGACUGUGAAGGUGGAAAAACCAACUUCAAAUAAAACUAACAAAAAAGGACCUACAAAGAAAAGGCAACGGGAUGAAGGCUACAUUAUUUCCGAUGUCAUGUCCAAAGAAGACAUUUUAUCUGCAUCCAAGAAGAGCAAACAGGACCCACAGGAUGACGACUCUAGCAAACAAACUGCUGAUGAGAUUGAGAGUAACGGAGAUUCUAACACGGUUAUUAAAGAUCGUUUAUCUCAAGCUGUAAGGCACAGCGCUAAACAUCUUCUCGAUCCGCUGAGGAAAGUGGAUGGCCAGCCAGUUCCUUAUCAGCAGCCAAAAUACUUUAGUGGUGGUAUAAUGCGGUGGUACCAGGUGGAAGGCAUGGAGUGGCUCCGAAUGCUGUGGGAGAAUGGUAUAAAUGGCAUUUUGGCUGAUGAAAUGGGUCUAGGAAAAACUGUGCAAUGUAUUGCAACCAUAUCCAUGAUGGUUGAAAGAGGUGUACCUGGGCCAUUUUUUGUCUGUGGCCCCUUAUCUACCCUCCCUAACUGGAUGUCUGAAUUUAAACGUUUUUCUCCAGAGAUACCUGUAAUCCUCUACCAUGGAGAUCAACGAGAGCGCCGUCAGUUGGCCCAAAAAAUACAUAAACGUGCUGGAGAUUUGCAGAUUUACCCUGUGGUCAUUACUUCCUUUGAGAUCGCAAUGAGAGAUCGUCCUGUUUUACAGCAUAGAUCCUGGAAAUACAUGAUUUUAGAUGAAGGGCAUAGGAUAAAAAAUAUGAACUGCCGGUUAGUGAGAGAACUGAAGCAGUUCAAGUCGGACAACAAGUUGCUUCUUACAGGGACACCCCUACAGAACAACCUGGCAGAACUGUGGUCUCUUCUGCAUUUUCUACUACCUGAUGUAUUUGAUGAUCUUAAAAGCUUUGAGUCUUGGUUUGACAUAGCUGGCAUAUCGCAGAAUGCUGAAGACAUUGUUGCCAAUGAACGCGAACAGAACAUUCUACAUAUGUUGCACCAGAUCUUAACACCCUUUCUGUUGAGAAGAUUGAAAAGUGAUGUGACACUGGAGGUUCCUCCGAAGCGUGAAGUUGUCGUUUAUGCACCUUUGACAAAUAAACAAGAGACUUUCUACACAGCUAUAGUAAACCGGACAAUUCAGCAAAUGCUGAAGCAGGAUAAGUCCCCAGAUCUAAUAGUUUGCUCUAACGGAAGAGGGAAGAGAAAAAGUCGCAAAGUGGUUAAUUACAAUGAGCAGGUUGAGGACACUCCAGAUGAGAUAGAGAAGCUCAUUAAUGCCAUGCUUCAGCAGCAAGAAGUGAAACAGGAAAGACCAAAGGUAGAGGAUGUCCUUCCAGUAGAUGCAGAAAUAAAUCUAAAAAUGAGUAACGUUAUGAUGCUGCUGAGAAAAUGUUGUAAUCAUCCUUAUUUGAUAGAAUAUCCUCUGGAUCCAUUUACUCAGGAGUUUAAGAUCGAUCAAGAACUGAUAAAUUCUUCUGGAAAAUUUUUACUCCUGGAUCGAAUGUUGCCAGAACUGAAAAAAAGAGGACACAAGGUUUUGAUGUUCUCACAAAUGACCAUGAUGUUGGACAUAAUAAUGGAUUACUGCUACUACAGAUGUUUCAACUUCAGCAGGUUGGAUGGAAGUAUGAAGUAUGAAGAAAGAGAAGAAAAUAUGCGGAAAUUUAAUACAGACCCCAAUGUCUUCCUCUUCCUGGUUAGCACACGUGCAGGAGGACUUGGAAUCAAUUUGACUGCAGCAGAUACAGUAAUCAUUUAUGACAGUGACUGGAAUCCACAGAAUGACCUCCAGGCCCAAGACAGAUGUCACCGAAUUGGUCAAACAAAACCAGUUGUGGUCUAUCGUCUUGUGACUGCAAAUACGAUUGAUCAAGCUAUUGUGGAAAGAGCUGCGGCUAAAAGGAAACUAGAAAAGCUGGUGAUUCACAAAAAUAAAUUUAAAGGUGGCCAAAUAGGGAUAAAUCAGUCGAAGAGUUGCUUGGAUCCAAAGGAAUUGCUGGAAUUGCUUCAAUCCCGUGAUCAUGAAAGAGAAGUGAAAGGUUCAAAUGGAAAAGUUAUUAGUGAUAAAGAACUCGAGCUGCUGCUGGAUAGAAGUGACCUUAUUGAACAAAUGAAAAAGAACAAUCCGCCUCAUUCAGAAAAAAAUGGAGUGUUUAAAGUUAUUGAAGAACCAGAAGAAGUUGCAGUUUGACACUUGGACUAUGCUUUAUCUUUCUAAACCAUUUCCUUUGUGACUAGGUUGAAUUAAGAGAUCCAAAUAACUGGUACACUUGAGGUUAACUUAGAGCUUAUAGGUUUCCCAGUGUGCAAAUAGCUUUAUAGAUGUUUUUUUAAUUUAGGACUUAUUCUUAUCAUUGCACUUUUCCUUUAAGAUUCCAAUCAUGACCAAUGUUCCUGUGGAAGCAUUGUGUGGGGUUUUUCAUUUUUGUAUUUGUAUGUUAACAUUGAUAAUAAAAGUUUGUUUUUAUUAAAGCAAAA
Molecule: messenger RNA, 2950 nt
Organism: Pseudophryne corroboree (corroboree frog)
Lineage: Eukaryota; Metazoa; Chordata; Amphibia; Anura; Myobatrachidae
Gene: HELLS
Product: helicase, lymphoid specific
Exons: 22
Coding region: 165-2663 (832 amino acids)
Biological process (GO): DNA methylation-dependent constitutive heterochromatin formation; negative regulation of gene expression via chromosomal CpG island methylation; lymphocyte proliferation
Cellular component (GO): nucleus; pericentric heterochromatin
Molecular function (GO): ATP binding; chromatin binding; ATP-dependent chromatin remodeler activity
Source: RefSeq, a predicted model, not a curated record